AUGCUGCGCACCCUCGCCCGCACCGCAUCCCGCCACUCGUCCCACCUCGCAGUCCCCUCGUCCACUACUCGCCUCGCCGCCGUCCUCCCUCGCACCUCGACCGCCUCGACUCGAGCUCCUCCCUCUCGCCUCGCCCAGCGCUUCGCGUCGAGCACGACCCCGCACUCGAGCACCAUGGACCCUCAAGAAGUUGCAGCCCAGCACGAGCUCGACGACGGCACCGACGCCCUUUCCAAGGGCGACUUCCAGACCGCCCUCGCUCACUACAAGAAGAGCGUCGAGAUCAAGCAGACGUCGAUCGGCUACUACAAUCUCGGCGUCGUCCAGUACCAGCUGCAGGACCUCGCGUCGGCCAUCUCGUCGUUCGAGCUGUCGCUGUCGCACACGCCGACGGGCGUCAAGCCGACCCUGCCCGACCCGCUCGCGCCCCUCCCCGAGCUCACGCCGGCCCAGGUCAUCCUCGCCGACACGCACACCAACCUCGGCGCGGCCUACAUCCUGAGCCAGCCGCCGCAGCCGGACAAGGCGCUCGACCACCUCCAGAAGGCCCUCAUGGUCAACCCGGACGACGGCGAGGUGUGCUUCAACUUGGCCGCCGUCCUCGAGGCGACGGGCGAGCUCGACGAGGCCCUCGUCGCGUACGAGCGCGCAAAGAAGCUCGGGAUCCAGCGCGCAGACCUCAACAUCAAGAACGUCUCGAGCAAGAUCCUCGGCAAGCAGCGCGACGAGGCGGCCAAGACCAAGGCGGCAGGAGGCGGCUCGGUCGCCGCGACCGACGCGUCGGCGCCGUCGUCGUCGUCCUGA
Messenger RNA from Rhodotorula graminis WP1, 804 nucleotides. RefSeq lists its product as uncharacterized. Gene Ontology annotation, molecular function: protein binding. The coding region runs from base 1 to 804 and encodes 267 amino acids. The transcript has 5 exons. NCBI's taxonomy places the organism in Eukaryota, Fungi, Basidiomycota, Microbotryomycetes, Sporidiobolales, Sporidiobolaceae. The record is from RefSeq and is a predicted model, not a curated record.